Molecule: messenger RNA, 1385 nt
Organism: Mytilus californianus (California mussel)
Lineage: Eukaryota; Metazoa; Mollusca; Bivalvia; Mytilida; Mytilidae
Product: calmodulin-alpha-like
Exons: 8
Coding region: 321-1163 (280 amino acids)
Molecular function (GO): enzyme regulator activity; calcium ion binding
Source: RefSeq, a predicted model, not a curated record
ACGUAUAGGUCUUCAUGUUGGAGCAGUUCCUUGUUUCGACAAAUAUAACUACAUGAAUGAAAUGUUUGAAUGCAUUUAAAUCUUUAUAACGAUUAAUAUAAUUGGUCAAUUAUCACAAAGUAAAGAAAACAACAGUUAAACUAAGGGUAAAAAUGUUUAUUGGACAAAUAGAUGUCAAUAUUAUCGUUUGCCAUAUUUAUAUUAUAUAAGAUAAUAUUUAUCUUACUUCUGUUGAAAUACCCUGUGAGGCCACAACUUUCGCACAAGGAAGCCGUAAACCAUUCCAAAUUAUCGGAAUCAAAGACAUCGAAGUAAACAACAUGGCAGAUCAACUCACAGAGGAACAAAUUGCAGAAUUUAAAGAGGCCUUCAGUUUAUUUGACAAGGAUGGCGAUGGAACCAUUACCACAAAAGAACUUGGAACUGUGAUGAGAUCCCUGGGACAAAAUCCUACCGAGGCUGAACUGCAGGACAUGAUUAAUGAAGUCGACGCUGAUGGGAAUGGAACAAUAGAUUUCCCGGAAUUUCUUACUAUGAUGGCGAAAAAGAUGAAAGACACAGAUUCCGAAGAAGAAUUACGAGAAGCAUUUCGAGUAUUUGAUAAAGAUGGAAAUGGUUUUAUAAGUGCAGCUGAACUAAGACACGUGAUGACAAAUCUUGGAGAAAAACUUACCGAUGAAGAAGUGGAUGAAAUGAUCAGAGAGGCUGAUGUCGAUGGGGAUGGGCAAGUUAAUUAUCAAGAAUUUGUCCACAUGAUGUCAGCUAAUCUGUUUGACAAAGAUGGUGACGGUACCAUUACCACAAAAGAACUGGGAACUGUCAUGAGAUCUCUGGGACAAAAUCCUACUGAGGCUGAACUACAGGACAUGAUAAAUGAAGUAGACGCUGACGGAAAUGGAACAAUAGAUUUCCCAGAAUUCUUGACAAUGAUGGCGAGGAAAAUGAAGGAUUGUGACAAUGAGGAUGAGUUACGAGAAGCGUUCAAAGUUUUUGAUAAAGACGGUAAUGGAUUCAUAAGUGCAGCUGAACUUAGACACGUGAUGACAAACCUGGGAGAAAAAUUAACAGACGAAGAGGUUGAUGAGAUGAUCAGAGAAGCAGAUAUUGACGGUGAUGGACAAGUGAAUUAUGAUGAAUUCUGCAAGAUGAUGACAAAUAAAUGAAAUCAACGAUUACAUACUUGAAUGUGGAAAUCGUAUCAACCCUGAAAAAAAAUAUAUUUUGCAAUUCUCUCCAAGGUGUUGACGAAGUGCCUUGGUAAUAUUUACAGCAAUAUUGAACAAUACAUACAGUAUCAUACUGUUGUUGCUGGUCAACAUUUUGUGAUGCUUUAUAUUAGAACAUGUAUGCAUUUGAAACAAAUAAAAUUUGUAUAUUUUUAGAAA